AUGGACGCGCGCGCCUCGGACGGGCCCCGGGCCCAGGCCGGGCUCCUGCUUCUGCUGCUGCUGCUUGGGCUGCUGGCCCCCGGCGCGCAGGGGGCUCGGGGCCGCGGCGGCACCGAGAAGAACAGUUACCGCCGCACGGUCAACACCGUCUCGCAGAGCGUCAGCAGCCUGUUCGGCGAGGACAACGUGCGCGCCGCUCAGAAGUUCUUGACCAGGCUGACCGAGAGGUUUGUGUUGGGAGUGGAUAUGUUCGUGGAGACAUUGUGGAAAGUUUGGACAGAAGUCUUGGAUGUUCUUGGACUUGACGUCUCCAACUUGUCCCAGUACUUUAGUCCAGCCUCAGUGGCCAACAGCCCUGCCCGUGCCCUCCUGCUGGUUGGGGUUGUCCUCCUGGCCUACUGGUUCCUGUCCCUGACUCUGGGCUUCACCUUCAGCAUCCUGCACAUGGUGUUUGGCCGCUUCUUCUGGAUCGUGCGGGUCAUCCUGUUCUCCAUGUCCUGCGUGUACAUCCUGCACAAGUAUGAGGGGGAGCCUGAGAACGCCGUCCUGCCGCUGUGCUUCGUGGUGGCCAUCUACUUCAUGACCGGGCCCAUGGGGUUCCACUGGCGCAGCAGCCCCAGCAGCCCUGGCAACCCCAGCGUGGAGGAGAAGCUGGAACACCUGGAAAACCAGGUCAGACUGCUCAACAUCCGCCUCAACAGGGUGCUAGAAACCCUCGAUCGCUCCAAGGACAAAUGA
Molecule: messenger RNA, 738 nt
Organism: Cynocephalus volans (Philippine flying lemur)
Lineage: Eukaryota; Metazoa; Chordata; Mammalia; Dermoptera; Cynocephalidae
Gene: BRI3BP
Product: BRI3 binding protein
Exons: 3
Coding region: 1-738 (245 amino acids)
Cellular component (GO): mitochondrion
Source: RefSeq, a predicted model, not a curated record